AUGUCAUACACCAACCAAUUGAGCCACUCACCUUCCUCGUCAUCCUCCUCCGUCGAUGAGGCUGACAACACCGCCGACGAAGAAGAUUCCGAGGAUUACUGCAAGGGCGGCUACCAUCCCGUCCAGGUUGGCGAGGAAUACAAAGAUGGCAAAUACACCAUCGUGCGCAAGCUUGGCUGGGGUCAUUUCUCUACCGUUUGGCUUUCGCGAGACAACACCAACGGUAAACACGUCGCUCUGAAGGUGGUGCGCUCCGCCGCGCACUACACCGAGACUGCUCUGGACGAAAUCAAGCUCUUGAAGAAGGUUGUGGAUGCGAACAAGGACCACCCCGGCCGGAAGCAUGUAGUAAGCCUGCUCGACUCUUUCAACCAUCGCGGUCCCAACGGCGUCCACGUCUGCAUGGUAUUCGAAGUGUUGGGAGAGAACCUUUUGGGCUUGAUCAAACGAUGGAAUCACCGAGGCAUCCCCAUGCCCUUGGUGAAACAGAUCACAAAGCAGGUAUUGCUCGGCCUCGACUAUCUACAUCGCGAGUGCGGCAUUAUCCACACCGACCUCAAACCCGAGAACGUCCUCAUCGAGAUUGGCGACGUGGAACAAAUCGUCAAGACCUACGUACACGACGAACCCAAGAAGAAGGGCGAGGAUGACAGUAAUAGAAACGGACGCAGGAGACGGAGAACACUCAUCACGGGCAGCCAGCCGCUUCCGAGUCCGCUCAACGCCAGCUUCAAUCACGCAGAUAUCACCAGUUUCCCGGGUAUGGUAGGCCCGCAGAGUCUGAACAAAGUGGUGAAUGAGAGUACAGGUAAAGAAUCCCCCAUAACUGGCUUGAGUCCACCUCCACAAGACGGUUUUGUAAUGAGUGGUGCCUUAGGCACUUCGUCUUCGUCUGGCAGCCUAUCAAUGGCGGAACGUCUGGGUAUCAAGAGCCCAUCGUCCGAAGACGAUGUUCAGAAACAGCGCGAAAAGACGGCAGACCUCCUCACAAAGGAUAUAUCCGGCAUCAGCUUGGACAAAUCGAGUAGCCCACCCCCCAAGAAUCAAGAAAAGUCCAGCCAUGACAUCAACUUCGAAACCAUAUCCGUUAAGAUUGCAGACCUUGGCAAUGCAUGCUGGGUAGGUCAUCAUUUCACCAACGACAUUCAGACCAGACAGUAUAGAUCUCCGGAGGUCAUCCUCGGUAGCAAAUGGGGUGCUAGUACCGACGUAUGGAGUAUGGCAGCAAUGGUGUUUGAACUCAUUACAGGCGACUAUCUUUUCGACCCCCAGUCUGGUACCAAAUAUGGAAAGGACGACGACCACAUCGCGCAAAUAAUUGAGCUUCUAGGCGCCUUCCCCAAGUCCCUCUGCAUGUCUGGAAAAUGGUCGCAGGAGAUAUUUAACAGGAAGGGCGAGCUACGCAACAUUCAUAGGCUUCGUCACUGGGCCCUACCGGAUGUCUUACGCGAGAAAUAUCAUUUCAGCGUGGAGGAGAGUAAGAGUAUCGGCGGCUUCCUGCUCCCAAUGCUGGAGCUUUUACCCGUAGACCGUGCCAACGCAGGGGGGAUGGCAAAUCAUGAAUUCUUGAAGGACACAAAGGGGAUGGAUAACAUCGACCUGCCCAUUCCGAUCGGAAGCAAAGGAGAGGGGAUUGAUGGAUGGGCAACCGAGGUUAAGAAGACGAGGUAA
Molecule: messenger RNA, 1671 nt
Organism: Aaosphaeria arxii CBS 175.79
Lineage: Eukaryota; Fungi; Ascomycota; Dothideomycetes; Pleosporales
Product: serine protein kinase-like protein Sky1
Exons: 3
Coding region: 1-1671 (556 amino acids)
Biological process (GO): protein phosphorylation; regulation of mRNA processing; spliceosomal complex assembly
Molecular function (GO): protein kinase activity; ATP binding
Source: RefSeq, a predicted model, not a curated record